Molecule: messenger RNA, 885 nt
Organism: Hibiscus syriacus
Lineage: Eukaryota; Viridiplantae; Streptophyta; Magnoliopsida; Malvales; Malvaceae
Product: transcription factor MYB17-like
Exons: 3
Coding region: 52-885 (277 amino acids)
Source: RefSeq, a predicted model, not a curated record
CUUUGUAUGUUUUGACUUCACUCAGGACUCGGUGAGUUUUUCUCAAAAAAUAUGGGUAGGACGCCAUGUUGCGAAAAGAAGGGGUUGAAGAAAGGGCCAUGGGCACCUGAAGAAGACGAGAUCCUCGUGAAUUACAUAAAGCAACACGGCCAUGGAAGCUGGCGUUCUCUUCCUAAGCUUGCAGGUCUUCUUCGCUGCGGCAAGAGUUGCAGGCUUCGAUGGACGAACUAUCUUAGGCCGGACAUAAAACGCGGUCCCUUCACCAUUGAAGAAGAGAAGCUUGUCAUUCAGCUUCAUGGCAUUCUUGGAAACAGGUGGGUCGCCAUUGCUGCUCAACUGCCGAGAAGAACGGACAAUGAGAUCAAGAACCUAUGGAACACUCACCUCAGGAAACGCCUACUUUGCAUGGGAAUUGAUCCACAAACUCACAAGCCCUUUCCCCCUUGCGGCGGUCCGAUCUUAGCCGCGCCUUCGUCUCCCGCGACUCGUCACAUGGCUCAAUGGGAGAGUGCUCGACUCGAAGCAGAGGCUCGCCUCUCCAAAGAGUCAUUGCAGCCUAAUUCUCCCGAUUAUUUUCUUCGGUUAUGGAAUUCAGAAGUCGGUGAAUCGUUUCGUAAGUUGAACAAUGAACACUCGACUGCUUGUCGAAGCUCGAUAUCGCAGACGUCUUCAUCGACGAAAUGCGGAUCGGUUUCGGCUGUUACGGUCGAUGCCUGCCCCAACGCAGCUGGUUCCUCAACCCCUGCAAGCAAUCGAAUCGACGAAACCGAGGAACAAAUCGACUCGUCCGAUUCAUGUUGCUCGGAAGAUUCAUCGGACACUGCACUGCAGUUGCUGUUGGAUUUCCCCAUUAACAAUGACAUGAGCUUCCUGGAAAACUGUUGA